GACUUGUAUUAACGCUGUGUAUAAUAUGUGUUAAGGAUACAUACAUGUGUACCUGACGGAGAUGUGUGUGUGUGCAGGUGUGUGUGUCCUGGGGGGUCGUGGGGGGCGCGGUGUAAGGUGCUGGGCAGGACCUUCUCUGGGGCGGGGUGGGCGUGGGUGAGGCCUCUCCCUCCCUGCCUCCCCACAACUAUAUCUCUUAAGCUCCUCACACGCCGACCACACGCCCUUCUCCUCUACUCCGGCCCCCUGGCACCCGCCCCACCACUCCCUAACCUCCCGCCCACGCCCAUGUUGGCUCUGCAAGUGUGGCGUGGGCGGCCUCAGCUGCUGCUGGAGGGAGGCGCGGGGGCGGUUAAGCUGGAGGUUAACACCACAGUCAACGACGGUGACUGGCACACCAUCCACCUCCACCUCCACCCUCACGGUGUGGCCGUGAUGGUGAACGUGUGUGGUCACAGCCGCGGGUGGGACAACGACACACUCGACGACUCUGACUGUGUGGCGCGGGCGUCCUGGCCCAACCCUGAGGGCGUGGGGGCGUGGGUAGGGCCAGGUCCCCUCCAAGUCGGUGGGCUGGCCCACACGGCCCCCAGCCCGGCCCACCAUGGAUGGAGUGAGGCGCCCACACCCCGCCCACUAGACGGCUGCGUCUCACACCUCACAGUCAACAGUCAGCUGGUGGACCUGGGGGAGCCCGCCUACAGCAGGAACAGUGAGGGCGGCUGUCGGCCACAGGAGGCGGCCUGUCGGGACACUCGGGGCAGUUGUGGACACCAGGGCCAGUGUGUGGGCGGUCUGAGCCACCCUGAGUGUGAGUGUGAGCCAGGGUGGGCGGGUCCCUCCUGUGCCACGCCCACCGUGCCCGCCACUUUAGGGUCGUCGUCCUACGUCAGGUUGGCGCUGUCCUUCACGCCGGGGCCGCGGGUGGUGACGGCACAGCUGAGGGUGAGGACCCGCGGCACCCGUCACGGCCUUCUGCUGCACCUGGCCACACAACAGGACGCCUCCACCUUCACCCUAUACGUGCGGGGAGGAGUCAUGUGUGCCACAGUGUCAGGGGCGAGGUGGGCGGCGCGGGUGGCCUGUGUGGAGGGGCGGCCGGUGGGUGACGGCGCCUGGCACACCGUCAGGGCUGAACGUCACGGACACAACCUGGUGGUGAGCGUGGACGACGGUGAUGGCUGGCGACGUAACGAGUCUCUCGUCUCUUUGGAACAACCUGACGAAGAAGACGAGGGUGACGAGGACAAACACUUACCUCCUGACGUAGACUUAUCUGAAGGAGUGAGUGUGGGCGGCAUGCCGGAAGUUGUGGGCGUGGCGGUGGUCAACGUGCUGGAUGACCUGAAGGGCAGUUGUAUUGACGACGUGCGAGUAUCGGGUCGCCACCUGCCGCUGCCGCCUGCCGUAAAUGGUACCAGCUGGGGGCAGGUGACCACCUGGCAGAAUGUAGAAUCUGGCUGUAAUGCCCCGGACGCCUGCCUCAACACCACCUGUGACGCCCCCCUCUCCUGCGUCUCCACCUGGGGCGCCACCACCUGCAGCUGUGGUUCAAGGAGACAGCUGGUGGGCCGCAGCUGUCAGGACCUAGACGAGUGUGUGUGGCGGCCAUGUCUACACGGCGGCACCUGCUACAACCUGCGGCCCGGGUUCCAGUGUGUGUGUGGCCCGGGCCACGCUGGUGACCACUGCCAGUGGACCAACCUGGCCACCGCGGGCCACCCACUUACCGCCCCCGUGGCCAUCGCUACUGCCGCCGUCUCUCUCCUCCUCCUGGUGGUGAUGGGGUUGGUCAUAUCACUGAGACUGAGGCGACACUGGUUCCUGCGGGAGGCUGCUGGAGGUGAGAGCAGCCAGGAGGAGACGGUGGUGGAGGUGAAGGGCGCCACACACGACACUGACCAAGGAGAUGCCCAACACAAAGCUUUUCUCGAGUGUUUACAGCUUAAGCUCCCUCAAGCUCAGUGUUCACCGCUUGGGAAAGGAGAAAAAGUUGCCGCCAGUCAAGACAGUUCCUACACUACCGGUCUCCCAGUCAGUGCCAGUGUACCGAAAGCCACAGUAGUACCGGUAACUUCGAGUAUACCGGGUGGCGUGGGCGUACCGGUAAAAUCCACUGGCGUAAUGAAAGGCGUGAGUUUGGUUGGCCUUGACCCUCUACCAGCCAAGGACGACCUCAGGGCUUAUGCUUAUGAGGGUGAUGGUUCCUCCGCCGGCUCUCUCUCGUCUGCUUUAUCAGGUCUGAGAGAGGAACAAUCUGACGAAGGAACCAUAAAACCAAUAGUUCCUGAGUUCCUGGAGGUGAUGGACUUACUCAAGAACCUACCAGAGGCGACGACGUCCCCUUUACUACUGACGAAACAAGAUGAUCAGAGCCUCAAGAGGACUAAAGACUCCCCAACAGCUAAGAGUCGGGCACAGAGUAUAAGUCCGCAGUGUACGAAAGGCAAAAUUUAUUCCAUAGUGAGUAAAGCUCUGAGUUCAUCUCCUCCAGACACGACGCUGACACCCAAAUCUUCCCCCGGACGCAUCUCAAAAACUCGUGGUGAAGAGGAACAGUUAACAGUGUGUUGAGACAGACAGACAGACAGACAGACAGACAGACAGACAGACAGACAGACAAGAGAGACAGACACUGAUGAUGUUUAAUAGAAUCAAAUGAAGCACGAUAAAGAUUCAAACUCUUACUUGGUUGAUUUUGUAACCAUGAUGUAAAUAUAUGUCUGGAGUAUUAAAUUUCAAAGUACAGGAAGCAUUGAUCUGGGCUGAUCUACGCGAUUCUCAUCUCUUGGGGAAACAGUUUAACUACAAAAUCAAACUGGUAAGAGAAUUAUUUAUUAGUGUUUUCCUUCCUGUAAGAGUCGUGAUUUGGUCCUUCAUCACAUUCACUAAUUAAAAAAAUAUGUAUAACUGCUUCCUUGGAUAUCAAACUACCAUCACUGAUCAUUAAGCGCCAUCACACUAUUCACUGAGAGUUAAUGCAAGACAAUUAACCCACUCACUUAAUUACUGCACCUUUUAAACUCCCUGCCAUAAGGCCUUGAAUUGCUUCUUACUACCCGCAGUACCUAAACAUAACGAUAGUCGUCUCACACCAAGUUGACAAUCGUUUUAAAACACUGCCUAGACAACAGAGACAGGGUUAUACAGUAAGUAUCUUAGAGCGACCCUCACCCUCCUCGCUCCAGUGGUGACGACAGACUGGCUUCAAGGGUGACAAGAGAACCAUUUUAUAGAGAUCUGAGAAUGACGAACUAAAGUCAAUUUUUAACAUAGUCGUGUAGGGGAUAACUGAGGCUGUGAAAUGGUUUUGUGUCUAAUUACUGUUUUAACUUUUGGUUUUUGUGUACACGUUCUACCUUUGUCAACAGAGGAAAUGUAUCUCCGACUAUUUUAUACGUUUAUAGAAUAUCUCCAUUAUACUUAUAUGCUCA
Molecule: messenger RNA, 3434 nt
Organism: Homarus americanus (American lobster)
Lineage: Eukaryota; Metazoa; Arthropoda; Malacostraca; Decapoda; Nephropidae
Product: neural-cadherin-like
Exons: 9
Coding region: 289-2574 (761 amino acids)
Biological process (GO): homophilic cell-cell adhesion
Molecular function (GO): calcium ion binding
Source: RefSeq, a predicted model, not a curated record